Molecule: messenger RNA, 3859 nt
Organism: Hippoglossus stenolepis (Pacific halibut)
Lineage: Eukaryota; Metazoa; Chordata; Actinopteri; Pleuronectiformes; Pleuronectidae
Product: melanopsin-A
Exons: 11
Coding region: 143-1816 (557 amino acids)
Biological process (GO): G protein-coupled receptor signaling pathway; visual perception
Cellular component (GO): membrane
Molecular function (GO): G protein-coupled receptor activity
Source: RefSeq, a predicted model, not a curated record
UCCAGAGUGGGAUGUGAGUGCAGGGAGGCGGUAGCAACUGGCCACUUGGACUCCUCCACCACCUCACACAGACUCAACACCUCUCACGUUCACCUCUCGCGCACCGGACCCCCUUUUUUCCAGCAACCACCGUGGACUGGUGAUGGAUUCUAGGCUGCUGAUUGGACCGGGGAUCCCUACAUCGGACCCGACCACCCGGGCACCCUGGAACAUCAGCUCCAUCAGUCCGCAGCGGCUCGUGGAGCUGUCCCCAGUCGCCACAACUGGCUCCAUAGUUCCAAGCCACGUGUUUCCGACGGUCGACGUCCCAAACCAUGCUCACUACACCAUUGGUGUUGUCAUCAUGGCUGUGGGCAUCACAGGCAUGCUGGGAAACUUCCUGGUCAUAUAUGCUUUCUGCAGGAGCCGGAGCUUGCGGACACCGUCCAACAUCUUUAUCAUUAACCUGGCAGUCACAGACUUCCUCAUGUGUUUCACCCAGACGCCCAUCUUCUUCCUCACCAGCAUGCACAAGCGAUGGAUCUUCGGGAAGAAAGGUUGUGAGUUGUAUGCCUUCUGCGGAGCGCUGUUUGGUAUCUGUAGUAUGAUGACUCUGAUGGUGAUUGCGCUGGACCGGUAUGUGGUGAUCACCAGGCCUCUGGCCUCUCUGGGGGUGAUGUCUCGCAGGAAAGCCCUUAGCAUCUUGGCUGUUGCCUGGGUCUACUCCAUGGGCUGGAGCCUCCCCCCCUUCUUUGGCUGGAGUGCCUAUGUCCCGGAGGGUCUGAUGACGUCCUGCUCCUGGGACUACAUGACGUUCACCCCUUCUGUCCGCUCCUACACGAUGCUGCUCUUCACCUUCGUCUUCUUCAUCCCUCUCUCCAUCAUCAUCUUCUGCUACUGCUGCAUCUUCAGGGCCAUCCGACACACAACACGAGCGAUAGAAAAGAUCAACUGUGUGGGAAACAGAGACUCAGCGAAGAGGUUCAACAAGAUGAAGACUGAAUGGAAGAUGGCGAAGAUUGCGCUCAUCGUCAUCCUGCUGUUUGUCAUCUCCUGGGCCCCUUACUCCUGUGUGGCCCUCACUGCAUUCGCUGGGUACGCUGACAUGUUGACUCCCUACAUGAACUCUGUUCCUGCUGUGAUCGCCAAAGCAUCUGCCAUCCACAACCCCAUUAUAUACGCUAUUACACAUCCAAAAUACAGGUCAGCUCUCAGCAGGUACAUCCCCUACCUGGGGGCGUUGCUUUGCCUUCCUGGCAGGGACCGUCUAAGCAGCAGCUUCCAGUCCACCCGCCGCUCAACCCUGACCAGCCAAUCAGAGGGCAAAGCUCCCAGCAAGGCCCGCCACUCCUCCCAGUCCGAGAGCGAAUCAGCCCAUUUCUCAGACACAGAGGAAGACUGCUCCUCUCGGACGACGGUCACUCGUCAGUUGUCCGCUGAUGUCAAACAGGUGCGCCAUGCGAGCCAGAGGUUGAAGGUGAGAGGUCACAGCGCAGGAGAGUUUGAGAGAACGGCCGCCCACAACCCCACCGACCCAGCCAUAUGUCACCUCUCACAGAUCACUACUCUGACAGAGCCUGAGGACAUCUCCAUGUCGGACAUCAGUCUGCAGCCAACCAGUCAUCUGCCUGCUACUCUGGAUAACGUGAUGGCGGCGUCGGGGCCAAGGAAUCCCUGUAAAACAACAUCAUCGGUCAUCGUCACCUCUAUAUCCAGCCCGUCUAUAUUGCACAGUCCCCCAGGUUUUCAUGGCAACCACAAACUGAACAAAACGUACAGCCCGGCCGUCAAUGAGACCCUUGACGUAGCUCGACUGGAGACGACAGUAUUGCAAUGAACAGUUGGACAAAAGUGCAAUGGGAGUGUGUAAUUGAAUGUGUGAGUGUUUGUGAAACAGUAUUUCCCCAUCAUGGGACCUUUUCUGCUGUUUUUGCUAGUUAUGGCAUAAAACCAGAGCAUGUUCUCUUAAAUUUUUUUUGCAAUGUGAGCAUGAACGCCCUGUUAAUGUAAAUAUGUGGGUCCGUAUUUGCAUAGAUUUAUGUGUUUUGGUUUUUUCCGACAUAUCAUGAUGGUUGAAGAUGGUUUAUUUCUGAGCUGGAGGCAACAAGUUAGCCUUAAUGAACACUAUGGGAAAGUUUCAUCUCUAGGGAUGGGUUUUAUUUAGAUUUUUCUUUUUAUGGAUGAGUUGAAGAAACCAAAUUAUAUUUAACAAGGACAAGACACUGUCCAACAUUUUCUCUUGAAAGUAAAAUAUAAGUCUUCGUUAUCUUCCCAUAGAUUAACAGAAUGUUUUUUGAGGACAACUGGACACAUCAGAAAUUCUGAAAUCCUUUUACCCAGCGCUUUUGGGCCAUUUUUUAAAAACAUAUUUGAAUAUGCAACUAACAAUGCAGACAGAUACUUUUCUUUAAGGAACUGAAUAUUUGUGGAAUAGCCCAGUGAAAAUAAUUGUGGACAAAUUAACAGUUGAUAGAUCGUGUUAUUCAGGCAUCCCACUCAUGUAGAUUGUCUUUCUUAUGUAUAUAUUUGUUGAAAAAUUCUUCUCGGAAAUCUGCGGAAAAGCUCAGAUUGAUGGAUGUUUCUUUCAGGGGGUGAUACACUUGCGUAUAAAUGCAAAAAUUGGAAAAUUCACCUUCCGGAUCAGAAGUCAGACCACAGACGGGAUUAAAUUAAAUCUUGAAUGGACCACAGAGAGUUGAUACAUCUGUCAAGACCCAACAGUCCCCUUAUGACACCACAUUUAAAUUCACUACAUCCAGAUUUGUAUUUGGAUCUGUACUAAAUUUCACACACAUAAAUAUCAGUAAUGUGUCAAGAUCCAUGAACUAUUCUCUUAGGAAUCAACAAAAUGUUGCAACGCGCCCUACCUCGCAAUGAAAAAAGGAAGUUUGAAAAAAUCCUGGAUUUGCCCCUUGGGUCAUGUCACACCCCUUCACAAAAUGUUAUGUGAAUCAGUUGAGUAGUUUUUAUGUGAUCGUGCUAACAAACAAAUGUAUGUGACUCAGUCUCUCUGCCCCCUAGUGGUCAAACAACCCACCUAACACCACUUUAAUGUGAGAUGUGCCACUUCCUGAACCGGUUAAUCCGACCCACAUACACUCAACAGGUCACGGGAGGAUACAUAUCAUUUUCCCUGCGGCUCUUUAGCAGUGAUUUUUCCAGUCCUGCAUGGUGACACAGACUUCCACAGAUCAGGUCACAAAUGUGUCACGACACCACAUUCCAUCAAGCCACUACUGCGUGAGCACGAGUGUGUUAGGGUGAGUGUGUGUGUGUCCGCACCAGAGAACUGGACUCAGUACUGUAACUACACAUUUCUCUUGAUGCCAUAUAACAUCUACCAUUAGAUACAAAGGAGACAGUGUGUGAAAUGACUUCACUGUAUUUUUACGAUGUAUUCAAAAGGUGUGUUUCAGGGCUCUUAUCACAGAUCUCAUCGCUCACAGUUGUACAGAAACACUUCACACAUCGUGUUUGCAAAGCUUUUCUUUUCUCCACUUCUGGGCACUGUACCUCCCUUCGAGGCUCCUUGAAUUGCUGCAUCAUUGACUAUGAUUGUAACAACCGUUCACACGUGGAAACAAAUCUGACACACACGAACAUAUUUGUGUUUGUCAAAUGACAAUUUAAUCAAAGAUAUUACAAAUCUUAGUAAGUGUUUCUACUGUUGCUCAUUUGUCCUCCAGUCUCCAUCAGUGAAUGUAAAAAUGUGGGCAUUAUGAAAAAACAAUUAAUAUAAUAUGUAUAUGUAUACAGUAUAUAUAUGAAAUGUAAAUUCUGCUUUAAUGAAGUGAUGGUUUCAUGAUGAUUUUGUUUUUUCUUUGUACAAAAUGUUUUGUGUUUUUAUUUAUUUUUCUAAAUAAAAAGGUUAAAAUCUGAA